AUGAAGUAUCUCCCACUGCAAGAUUUCGACGCCGUCACUGGCGCUCUAAACUUCAACACACCGGAUUGCAACGUGACUGGCGGAUGCGACCUCUAUACGACCAAAUCCACAGGUUCCGAUAAGAAGCUUUACAAGAACAUCGACAAAGACCUUAGUUCACAACAUGCCGCGCUCCUCAAAUUGGGCGCAAGCCUUUCACCGCCAGACCGCGAAGCCAUGCUGGCAACAUCUCCCAACAUGCAAAUGUUCUCACACUCGAGCGCGUUUGGCCCCUUAUCAGAGCUCGCGAGUCGCCGGACAUUUGCUUAUCUGAUUGCGACACUGAACGCGAGUCAUCAACACUACGAUUUCUCGCACGUUUUGAGGCCAGGCGACUUCAAGAAAGAAAGAAACCUGCGGAGAGUGAUGGGGAAUCUCGACUCAAUCCUACAAAAUGUCAGACCGCAUGUUGAGGCACGGCCGGUCGAGCAGGCCACGUCUUCGGAGACCAAGCCGGUGUGGGGCCCACAAUGCUGGUCCAAAAUUGAUAAGGAGAUGCGCCUUAACGAAUGCACAGUCUUCAGCUACAAUCCGGACGUCGAUCCUUUUGAGGAAGAUGAGUCGGCAAUCUGGGCUGCUCACUACUUCUUUUUCAACCGCGCGUUGAAGCGAGUCGCCUACCUCUACGUGCGCGUUGUCCCGGUCGUAUCGUCCCAAUCGCCGCGACUGCAACCGGCGCUUCCGGGUUCCGUCAAGCGGACGCGGAGUACCCAAUUUGAUGCACUGGCCGGCAACAAGCGCGCAAAAUGCUGGCUAGGAGACCGCGACGCCGAGGUUGUGGCACCGUACGAAGAUGACGAAGAACAAAGCGACGGCUUCCUCUGGAAUCGGGGUGCCGAUGGCGAUCUGGUCCCGUUCUCUGAUGACGACUACACCGAGGAGCGCUUCUACUACGACGAAGAGGACGAUGAUGAGAGCCUGUCUGACCGGAAGAGCCCGGUACGGCGGAUGAGUGAGGACGUCGUGGCCCACAUGGAGAUCUAA
Colletotrichum abscissum is the source of this 1023-nucleotide messenger RNA. RefSeq lists its product as uncharacterized. Gene Ontology annotation, biological process: negative regulation of transcription by RNA polymerase III. NCBI's taxonomy places the organism in Eukaryota, Fungi, Ascomycota, Sordariomycetes, Glomerellales, Glomerellaceae. Gene Ontology annotation, cellular component: nucleus. Gene Ontology annotation, molecular function: RNA polymerase III core binding. Bases 1 to 1023 code for a protein of 340 amino acids. The transcript has 2 exons. The record is from RefSeq and is a predicted model, not a curated record.